Cherax quadricarinatus is the source of this 6564-nucleotide messenger RNA. RefSeq names its product pico (gene pico). Gene Ontology annotation, biological process: signal transduction. NCBI's taxonomy places the organism in Eukaryota, Metazoa, Arthropoda, Malacostraca, Decapoda, Parastacidae. The record is from RefSeq and is a predicted model, not a curated record.
GUCAGAGCCCACGCCGCCAGCACCUCGUCACUGAUCGUGUGAGACGCCACAGUAACACCAUUACAUGGACUCGCGAUCUUCUUGAAUAAUAAACGCUGCUAGAUGCUCUGGCAUCCAGUAAUAACGUUAUUGAGAAUAAAAAUAUGAGAACGGAAACAAGAAUGAGUGAACCUUGGACAGAAGUGGACAGAAGUGAGUUACAAGAUGUUGCGCCAGCUCACGGUGAGCUUAGUGUGUAUCAGCUCACGGUGAGCUUAGUGUGUAUCAGCUCACAGUGAGCUUGUUAUAUAGCGGCUCACUGUGGGAACAACGUGUAGGUGCACACAGUAAGGUCGUAGUACAUGAUUAUGGUGAGUUCUCCUCGCAGCGAUCAGUAGUGAUGGAGCUCCUGUGUGGGGUCCCCAAACCCCAGCGGCGCUGGGGAUCGACCUGGGGCAGGGCCAGCACUGGUAAGGGUGGGGCCAGCAAGGUCGACCUGGGGCGGGGGUGGGGCAGCAUCAGACGCUCAGCCACCAUGCCUGCGUCAGGCUCCUACCUCAACAAGUCUUCCCGCUCCUCACCUCAAGCUUACCGCCGCCACCUGCUGCCCUCUACUCUUCCCUCGAGGCUGCCCGCAAGCAGUGCCCAGCACGACGCCCUAGACCCCUAUAGUGAGCCACUAUGCCCCUCCGUGACGCUGGCACCGGCAGGUAAGGAUGUGGUCCUGGCUGACGAUGUUGGAGAGCCUGGCACUCUCCGUCGCUCACAAACGCUCCCACUAGGAGCUCUACGGAAGCCCCCGACUUGUCUAAGUAGCACUGUUGCUUCCUUGAAGCGCGAGGGAUCCCUCAGGCGUCGGGGAGCGCCUGUCCGCGACUCCCUCAAGAAGAGUAGCAGUCUUCCUAAAGACCUGACACGCCAGCAAUGUGCCAGCAGCCUCAGUACGACUAAUAACACGAAGGACAGUGAGAAAGACCAUAGUGACAGUAGUAGUAGUAGUAUUCUUCCCUGUGAUGGUAAAGUAGUGUCCAGCUCGCAAGGUAAAGUCGGCCUUGGUGUUGGGAACACUGUGAGUCCUUUUAGGAGAACCCUGACAUUGCCUCCGGGAGCAAUAUGCAGACGUUGUCCCGGUUCAAGGACCACCGCAGAGAGACGAAAAAUUGCGUUUGUGCAUUCGAAAACAGAUUCGAACGAAAGCGACAACAAAGACAACUUAAACAGCGUUGGAGGUGACUCUGCGAGCGAUGGUAGUCAAGCCACGUCCAUGUGGAGAGGCAAGAGAAACUCGACCUCAUCCACCAUGUCAGGUCUGUCUCGCCUCACCUCCACCACCACUACUGACGAGGGCGUGUGUGUGUACAGCGAAGCUGGAAGUGUGGCCUCCUCCUCCGUGUACGGCAGUGUGCGUGGCGGGGCGUGGAGUGGCAGCAGUGUGGACGAGGGUAUCAGUGUCUACAGCGCCCCCUCCCUCGCCUCCUCAGGAGAUCUCAGCUCUGCCGCCAGCCUCUACCAGGGUGCCGGGGCGCGGCCCAAGGUUCGUACCCCGCCUGUGCUGCAAGGUAUAUUCCAGAAAAAAGAAGGGCAAGAAGAGGAUGAUGAGAAGUGCCUGCGGUGCCAACGUGAGGCUGUGACAGGUAGCAGUGGCCCGCUGCGGCGCGUCCGCAGCCUGCGCACACCGCGACACCUGCCCGUCACCCCUACUCUUCUGCGUCUCCUGCAACUGGGUCUGGAGCAAGUGGGCGGCAGUGUGGGUGUGUCCGGCGUGCCCCGGCGUGAGAAGCCACACCCACCCAGGAUAGACGCCCACCGCUUCUCCAGGGCCAACCUCGAGGAUUCUGGAGAUGUUGAAUUAGACACCAUCCUUGGAGAGCUGUGUGCCCUGGAAACUCAAUUUGAGUUUGAAAUCUCCUCCAAGAGUUCCACCUCAGCUUCCAAUCUAACCUUACCUUCUACAAGAACAGCUACUUCUGCUACUCAUAUUAUAGAUAAGAUGCAGCCCAAGCAGCAGCAGCAGCAGUCACAGCAAGCACCAUUGCAUGCACAACAACAAAGACAGAGUCACUCUCGUAGUAACUCUGGAAACACAAGACAAAAAUUUGAACCUCUGAAUGUAGAAAUAGAUGUAUCCACUACUAACAUGGCUCGAACAGACAGCCCUGACAAUGAUUCAGCAUUUAGUGACAAUGUUUCUAUGUUGUCUUCGGAAAGUUCUGCAUCGAGUGGUGCUUCUGGUAGUGCUGGCUCAAGACACGAUCCCAGCAAACAUGUUUCACAGACCCUUUUCCUGACGUUACCUCAGCUGGCUGAUCUGCUGAAGGAUUGUGGGUUGGACAAGGUGGAACAAGCUGCAAAGCUCAAAGCUGAAAAGAUUAAAAUGGCUUUAGAGAAAAUAAAAGAGGCUAAUGUGAAAAAGUUAUUUAUUAAAGCCUUCACAUCAGAUGGGUCAACAAAAUCAUUGUUAGUUGAUGAAAAGAUGACAGUUGUACAUGUGACAAGGCUGCUGGCAGAUAAAAAUCAUGUGAGGAUGGACCCAAAAUGGGCAGUAGUGGAACAUAUUCCUGAUCUUUAUAUGGAACGAAUAUAUGAAGAUGAUGAAAUGCUAGUAGAAAAUCUUCUUCUUUGGACACGCGAUAGCAAAAACAAGCUUCUUUUCCUGGAGAGACCUGACAAAUAUGACUUGUUCCUGCGGCCAGAGCAAUAUAUCCUUAUUGGGUCAUCAUCGCAGAAGAAUUCUGAUCUGGACGAUGAAGGAAGAAGUACACUUAUUGAGGAGUUCUUCUCGAGUACAGGUGUAGGUGUUCCUGAAGUUGAAGGUCCUCUCUUCUUGAAGUCUGAAGGCAAGAAAGUGUGGAAAAAAUAUUACUUUGUCCUUAGAGCCUCAGGACUGUAUUAUUGUCCUAAGGGCAAAUCCUCUCGCUCCUCCAAGGAUUUAGUUUGUCUUACUACUCUGGAAGUAAAUCAGGUAUAUUAUGGAGUUGGGUGGAAGAAGAAGUAUAAAGCUCCAACAGACUGGUGUUUUGCUGUCAAGCAUCCUCAUCUGCAAGCAAAGAGUAGCAAGUACAUAAAGUACCUGUGUUCAGAGGACCCACGCACCCUUGCUCAGUGGGUCAUGGGUAUUAGAAUUGCUAAGAGUGGAAGACGACUCCUUGAAAAUUAUCGAGCAUUAGUUGAAGACUUGGCCCAGGAGGACAUUGACAUGCUGGCUUCUUCAAGAUCUUUCAGCAUAGCUUCAAUGGCAGGGCAAAGUGGCAUGGGUGGAGGAUCGCGUGGGGCAUCCCAGGCCACUACGCCGUCCUCUGAAUCCCGUUCUCUAGACUCUUGCUUGGCCCCAAGUCUCGCACCAAGUGUUGCUGAUGGGGAAGAAGGCGAUGACGAUGCACAGUCUUCAGCUGGGUCAUCUUCACAAGAUACUCCAGUGAACACAUUAGGCCGUCCACCCGUCUGGCGGCAGGACAGCCUCAAGAGUGGAUCUUCCAGUAGUUCAAGUGGUUGUUUAAGUGAACGUUCGUCAGCAGGUACUCCAACUGGGGAGCAUGGAUUUGAGUCAGAGUUUCCACAGGGAACUAUUAAAAGGAAGCCAUCCAAUAACCCCAAGCUUCCCCUUACAUCAACUACAAGACUACUUGUUAAGGAAGUGGAAGGAGAAGAUGUCAUAGACUCUGCUUCAGGGCGAGGAACAAUUCGCCAGUGUGCGCGUCGCUCACUGACAGACGAAGUUAACACAUUACGCAGACGUAAUUCCCAGUCACGAACCAGUGUUAGUAGUAGUAGUGCAUCAAGUAAUAUCAUAAGUACCAGUAGUAGUAUGUCAAGUCCAGUGCCUCAAGAGGAGGAGAUGGAUAGUUUGCCAUUACCACCACCACCACAUGAACUGUCUGAAUGUGCCAUGGAAUGUUUGCCGCCACCACCACCAGAAUUACUGGCAUCAACCCUCAGCCUUAAUUCACUUCCUCCUCCACCUGAUGAGGAUUCUUUGCCACCCAUCAAUCCAGAAGAUCUCAUGAUGGCCAGCAUCACUUCAUUACCACCACCACCACCACCUAGUCCACCAAAACCAUCUAGUCCACCUCAUUCAGGAGUGCCACCACUCCCACCACCGCACUCAAGUUUACCAUCACAAACUAAUGUGCCACACCCUCCACCCCAUGGUCUGCCAUUACCUCUACCCAGUACACCUAAGUCAACUAAGCCAAAGGGUGCAGAUUCACCAGUGUAUGGUGGCUCCCCUAUUUAUCAAACUGCAGGUUCUCCUGUUUAUCAAACAUCUGGUUCACCUAUAUACCAAUCUACUGGUUCACCAGUUUAUCAAUCGGUGACACCACCUGCAGUAGCACCAAAACCAAAGCGGGACUUGAAUGAAUCAAUGACCUAUGUUUCACCACCAUUCUUGGUUGAAUUGCGUGCUCAUAAUGCCAAUGUAGGGCCUAACUCGCAACCAGCCUCACAUUCAUCCAGUCAUAAUGGUGGCUGGCAUCCAGACUCUCCAUUACCACCACCACCACCUUCUCCUCCUCCACACCAACCAGUGUAUGCACAGCCACAAAAGAGUCCACAGAAAAAAGUCAAAAGAAUUACUUUCAUGGAUGAUGUACAGAAUAUACCUCCAACACCCGAGUCCCCAACUGCAAAACCACCUCUUCCACGACGUUCAGAAUCCACGAGGCUGUCGAUAAAUCCAGGCCGUUUAGAUAGUCCAGGGAACAAGAUUACUCCACCAAGGUCUUUCUUAAAUAAUCUGCAACGUGUAAUGCAGAAAAAGUGGCAAGUAGCACAGAAAUGCAAAGACUUUGAUAAAAUGCCUCAUGAAGUUUUGGGAUUUAGAGAUCCAAUUUUGCCUAGUGAAGCAGAACGGAAUGUUGGGGCUUGGAUUCAGGAACAUUAUGGCAGUUUAUAUGAGAACCUUUCUCCGCAUGGUAUCCCUCCUAGUGCUGACUCUGUAGAUGCAGCAUUACCAAUUAAUAGCCACACUUUGCAACCUUCACCCCCACCACAUGCUGAUGACCUGCACCGCUUAUCCCAGACUAUGCCUGGGAGGAAGAAACCGCCACCACCUCCACCAAAACGAUCAGACUCGACACAUCUCAGUACACGGCAAUGACGACUGCGACAUUAGUGGCCACUUGUCUUGUUACACGUGUUACCCCACUUGCACCUGAAAGGAGGCUUAAUGUUAUUAUUACAUAUUUAAGAUUGUUACUUAAUGUUGCCACUGUUCAUAGUUUCCUUAUGGUAGCAAAGCAAUGUUGAGGAAAUUGGCUUUCUCACCAACCUUUCUGCAGGGUGCCUCCAGUCUAACUGGAAUGGGCAACUGUAAAGACUUCAGAAGUCAGUAGUAUAUUUCCAUUUAAAUAUGAAUUUAUAUUUCUUAAUGUCCUUAUUGACGUAAAUUACCUUUAAAUCAUAAUAUUAAGGAGAUUGUUACAUGUAUUGUGGUGAGCUUGGUGGUUUUGUCCAAUGGUGCUACAACCAGGUCUGGUUACUAAACAGCAGUGGUAAGGUUUCCAUGUGAGCAUGGAACUAGUUAGGUGUUGCCUUUGGAUAAAUAGCAUGGGCUUUGUGAGAGACUUGCAGUUAUUUGUGCCAGCCAGGAAGUUGGCAUGAGAUGCUGUACACCCAGGCUUAGACUCCUCCAUCAUAGUUUUACAUCAGCUAACACUAAACCAGCCAUCUAGACACAACAGUAUCAACACACAAAAGGAUAUAUGGAAUUUACAAACUGGUUUUUGAAAUAUGGUCAGUGCUGCCACAUGCAUGUUAGACUGUACUAUGAACUAGCAGCAAGUAGUUAAUGUUGGAUAACUGGUGAUUACAUGUCAGUUUUUAUAACAGACAAUUGACAGCCUUGGAUACUAGUUGGUAUUCAUUUUGUGUUCUGACCAGUUAGUUACAAAACCAAAUGUGUAAAGGUGUAUAUUGUACAUUGGAUAAGUUUUUUGUAUUUUUUGUAAAGAUGUUAAGCUGACCCAAAAUCUACAGGAAUGUGAUGGGUCAGGAAUUUUUUACAUUUUUACUGUAACAAUUUAUUUUUUAUGGUUUAAUGUGUUUGAUAAUGUGUAUACAAAUUUUUCUUGCUUUUCUUUGACUGUUUUCUGUCCAUAAUGCUUCUAUGUGCAGUUAUGAGUCCUGUAAAAAGUAAAUUGGGUGAAUGUAUGUUUUUCAUGUAAUUAAAUAAUAAGUACAUGUUACUGCCUGCCAGAUUAUUUUAUGUAUGAUUGAUCCAUCCAUUUUCAACUUCUUUCAUGUUUCUAAACUACUUAAGGGUUUCCUCUGCUUUAAAAAUAAUUUUAGUCUUGAUAAAAAUUUCAAUUAUGAAAUUUAUGAUUAAAAUGUGAUCUAUGAUGGGAAACAAAUUGUAUACAUGUAAAUGCUAAGAAAAUAUUUCUAGUACCUGCAAGAACAUAUUGUUCAUCAAGUAAUCUAGUUGUCAAAAUUCUCAAGUACCUGUUAAGCACACAACGCAUGCCAUUGGGGAUUAAGGCAGAGGAUCCUACGGGUAAUAGUUUCUUGCAGUUUGUGUUGCAUUUAAAUAAAUAGAUUGGUCAAUUAAAAAAGCAACCUUUGACAGGCUAAUGACCAUCAAGUAUA